GUUAUCUGUCAAAUUUCAUAUAAAAUUUUGACAGGCCUUCCGAUAAAAACGCAUCCGAUGGAGCACAGACACGGGCCUAAACAUUCCAACAAUCAUUAUUGCUAGAGGCAUACAUGCUUUUCCUUUCAAAUGUAUGGACCAGUUAACAAUUUUCUUGAGAUGACCAGAUCGAUGUAUCAUUAAAAUCACACGAGAUACGAGUUGACAAGCAGUUUUGACAAAGUUGAAUUUUUUUUUCAACAUUUUGUCACCUCCGUGGCGCCCCGCCAUAUAACGUAAAGUGCGAUUGAAACAUUCGCGCGCUUUUGACGCUGCAGAACCUUACAACAGUGCAACUCUGGUUGACAAUCGGCAAUUGGCUGUCAAAAACCACGACGCCAAUAGUACCGACACGCGCAUCCGAACCGAAAAGCUAAAAAUGGGGAGAAAUAAGGCUGUAAAACGAAAGUUUUAUAUCAACAACAGGCUAUUGAACCCCGCUACGCAAAGUGCUACGAGAGAAUUGAUACAAUACUUUGGGGAAAAUGUGUGCGAAACCUCGUCGAAAUCAAUCGCGGAACCAACUGUACCACCGUCAUCAUCUGCCCAACCGGAAUUACAACCGCAACCGCCAUCGGUUACACCAUCCGUUGCAACUGUUGCAGGGUUAGGAGCAGAGUUCGGAACAGCAACAGGCACCAUCUCCACAUUGGGCGGCGCUACCAAGUACAUGCGACCGGAACUGGCAACAAUGCUCGGUCUAGUCAAACAGGUUGAGCCGAUCAUGAAGAAGCAACCGGCGCAGUUCACUAGCAUGUACCAGGUAGCCACGCGCAGUAACCUUGAAGGAGAGCUGGUCAAGAAUUGCCUCAACCCUCGGCAGGGUAAGAUUGUGUUUAGGACUGUACUACCGUGUACGGUCAACGAUAUGGUGCUCAUACCGCCAAUGGCCAGUCAUCAGAGACAAUGCCCAGACACCAAAAGCCGUUACAGCUUUAAGGACAAUAAAGACCCGGAACCGGUGCUGAGCGACUAUCUGCGUCCGACACCGGUUACUUUCCACUUUGUGCAAAACAAUUCGCAAUCCGUGUUGGGCCCCGUCGCUGCCGGAGAAUCGUGGAACAACUUCAGCAAUAUCGUGCAAGUGCUAAAGCAUGUGGAGCCGCGCAAUAAGAUGGCAUGCGUUAAGAUGGAUUAUGAUGAGGUACCGCGCAUGCAUGAUGCGACAGCUGCAGCUGGUGGUACAGCUAGUGGCAGUGGAGCCGGGGGAACUUAGUGUGGUCCAUUAUUAGUAGUGUUUAAGCUUUCAAUUUUCCAACAUUUAAAAUCUCAUACAUGAAUUCAGUUAGAACUAUUGCUCACUUACACUUCACUAUUAUCGAUCGUUCGUCACUUAGCAUCAUCGUUCCUCGUAGCUGUUCUAUGUUCUUUCAAUUUCGUCUUUUUUUUGUCUCUGACUGCUACUUUAGCAUUGGUUUUUUGUGAGCAGAACGUUCGAGACAUAAAACGUUUCAAAUCAUGCAUUAUUAUAUACAUUAAUUAAUAAAUCAUCCACAUAAUUCCUCGCUCUGUACUUUACCUUUCUGUUGCGUUAUUUUUGAGUAAAUUAUUUAAACGCCACAAGUUCAAGUUACUCAAUGGCGAGAUGGAAAGCACUCAUUGCCACUCUGUUGGAAUAAAAAAACGUAGCCAGCACCACUCACGCACACUCUCUGUAUGUAGCACCUGCGCAGGUGACAAGCCGUGAGUGCCGGGAAGUGAUCGCGAUCGUGAUCGGAUCGCUUCGACCGAUGAGAGAAAGUCGUUUCCGGGACUAUGGGCAUGGGAAACAACGCGAUGGCCAGAUUGAGCUCGUGUUGACAGAAUAACGUCCACGUCAUGCCCAUAUCCAGGAUCAGCUUCGCGUAAAAUAGAAGAAAGUAAAUCCAAUAUUGUGUCUGUCUGUCAAAGGAUUAUAUGGACUCUUUCGUCACGAUUCAAUAUUGUGAAAUAAAAAACGAAAUAAAUGGGGCAACUAAACUGAA
This is a messenger RNA of Anopheles coluzzii, 2003 nucleotides long. RefSeq lists its product as uncharacterized. The transcript is spliced from 2 exons. The coding region runs from base 419 to 1255 and encodes 278 amino acids. The record is from RefSeq and is a predicted model, not a curated record. Lineage: Eukaryota; Metazoa; Arthropoda; Insecta; Diptera; Culicidae.